Molecule: messenger RNA, 480 nt
Organism: Echinostoma caproni
Lineage: Eukaryota; Metazoa; Platyhelminthes; Trematoda; Plagiorchiida; Echinostomatidae
Source: the annotation of a GenBank genome assembly
CUAUUGAAAGAAUCCAAGGGACGUGCCAGUGUGGACACUGAAUUUCAAAAACACAUGACAGAAUGGGAACUGGAGCGCGUUCAACUACUGGAACAAAUACGAACAGAUUCCGAGUUACACAAAACCAAGGAGCAGGAAUCUCAGAGAUUGAUCGUCGAUCUUCAGGCGGAACGGAAGAAAUUGAUGGACUACGAUCGUACUAACAGUAGUGCCUCGAGUGGAGGUUCUUCUGCUGUUCACUCUUGUCCUACCUUGACUAGUAUCCAAGUCUCACCGAAUCCACCAUCUGAAGCCCUNUUUAAUGUGCGUACUCUGAUGCGUAUAGGACAACAGGCAUGUUUAGCUCGUACGCUCGAAACCCUAACCAUCGAUGUGUGUUGCAUCCAAGAAACUCGCAUUCAAGACUCCAGCUCCACUAUCCGAUUGACGUCCCCGUCAAACCCAUCAGUGAAGUUUCACUUACGCCUCUCCGGGGACCCU